This is a messenger RNA of Candida tropicalis MYA-3404, 750 nucleotides long. It is a transcript of the gene NAG1, whose product is annotated as Nag1p. Gene Ontology annotation, molecular function: glucosamine-6-phosphate deaminase activity; identical protein binding. The coding region runs from base 1 to 750 and encodes 249 amino acids. Gene Ontology annotation, biological process: carbohydrate metabolic process; N-acetylneuraminate catabolic process; D-glucosamine catabolic process. NCBI's taxonomy places the organism in Eukaryota, Fungi, Ascomycota, Pichiomycetes, Serinales, Debaryomycetaceae. Gene Ontology annotation, cellular component: cytoplasm. The transcript has a single exon. The record is from RefSeq and is a predicted model, not a curated record.
AUGAGACAAGCUACUUUUUCCAGCCCAGAAGAUGCUUCUGAAUAUUUAGCCAACUACAUUAUCCACAAGAUCAAUACUUCAACAUCCAGUCCAUUUGUUCUUGGUUUACCAACCGGUUCUUCUCCAGAAGGGAUUUAUGCUAGAUUGAUCAAAGCCAACAAAGAAGGUAGAGUUAGUUUCAAAAACGUUGUUACUUUCAACAUGGAUGAAUACUUGGGGUUGGCUCCAUCUGAUUUACAAUCAUACCACUACUUUAUGUAUGACAAGUUCUUUAACCACGUUGAUAUUCCUCGUGAAAACAUCAACAUCUUGAAUGGAUUGGCCACUGACAUUGAAAAAGAAUGUGCUGAAUAUGAAGCUAAGAUUAAGAAAUAUGGUAGAAUCAAUUUAUUUUUGGGUGGCUUGGGUCCAGAAGGUCACUUGGCUUUCAAUGAGGCUGGUUCUACUAGAGAUUCCAAAACUAGAAAAGUUGACUUGGUUUCAAGUACUAUUAAAGCCAACAGUAGAUUCUUUGAUAAUGAUGAAUCUAAAGUUCCAAGACAUGCUUUGAGUGUUGGUAUUUCUACCGUGUUGGAUAAUUCUGACGAAGUUGCCAUUAUUGUUUUGGGAAGCAACAAAGAAUUUGCCUUGGAUAAAACCAUCAAUGGUAAGGCUAAUGAUCCAAAAUUCCCAUCUAGUUAUUUACAAGAUCACUCCAACGUGUUGAUUGUUUGUGACAACGCCGCUGCUGGCUUGAAAUCUAAAUUAUAG